Cercospora beticola is the source of this 1493-nucleotide messenger RNA. Its product is annotated as NAD-dependent succinate-semialdehyde dehydrogenase. Gene Ontology annotation, cellular component: cytoplasm. Gene Ontology annotation, molecular function: succinate-semialdehyde dehydrogenase (NAD+) activity. The record is from RefSeq and is a predicted model, not a curated record. Gene Ontology annotation, biological process: GABA catabolic process. Lineage: Eukaryota; Fungi; Ascomycota; Dothideomycetes; Mycosphaerellales; Mycosphaerellaceae.
AUGGUUACCCAACAAAAGAGUCUCAAAGACGUGAAGAACCAGAAACUACUGCGCACCCAGGGCCUCAUCAAUGGCGAAUGGAUCUCCUCGUCCUCUUCCAAAGCCACAUUCGAUGUCAUCGACCCGGCCACCCUCGACCACCUCGCCACUCUCCCCGAAAUGAACAAGACCGACGUAUCCCAAGCCAUCGACGCCGCCCACACAGCCUUCAAAUCCUACAAAAAAACCACAGCUCGCUCCCGCGCCCGUCUCCUCCGCAAAUGGAACGACCUCUGCCUCUCCAACGCCGACGACCUCGCCCUAAUCAUGACACUCGAAAACGGCAAAACCCUCACAGAAUCCAAAGGCGAAAUCCUCUACGCCUCUUCUUUCCUCGAAUGGUUCGCGACCCAAGCUGAAAUGACUCACGGCGAAGUCGUCCCGCCCGCGAAUCCUAAUCAGAGAAUCGUGACGUUUAAGCAACCUGUUGGUGUAGCGGCUUGUCUUGCUCCGUGGAAUUUUCCUGCUGCGAUGAUUACGAGGAAGUGUGGUGCUGCUUUGGCGGCGGGUUGUACGACUGUUUGGAAACCUGCGGGUGAGACGCCGUUGACUGCUUUGGCGUUGGCUGUGCUCGCUGAAGAAGCGGGGUUUGAGAAGGGUGUGAUUAAUGUUAUAACGAGUUUGACAACUGUCGCUGAAGUCGGAGAGGAAUUGUGUACGAAUCCGAAAGUUCAUAAGGUAUCUUUCACGGGGUCUACGAGGGUGGGGAAAUUAUUGAUGAAGCAAUGCUCGUCAACGUUGAAGAAACUCUCGUUGGAAUUGGGAGGGAAUUCGCCUUUUAUUGUGUUUGAUGAUGCGAAGAUGGAGACAGCGGUUGAGGCGGCUGUUCUUGCCAAGUUUCGGAAUAGUGGACAGACUUGUGUCACGGCGAAUCGCAUUUUCGUUCAAGCGGGGAUUUACGAGGAGUUUGCAAAGCGCUUAGCGGAAAGAAUUGGGAAGAUGAAAGUCGGUGCUGGGACGGAAGAGGGUGUUUUCGUGGGCCCUUUGACGCAUGAUCGAGCUGUGGAAAAGGCAAUGAAACAUAUCGAAGAUGCGAAAAAAUUUGGCGGGAAUGUUGUCCUCGGAGGCGCACCAGCUAAAGAAUUCGGAAAAGGGUAUUUUCUGCAACCUACGCUGAUUACGAAUAUGUCGGAGGAGAUGAUUACGACGAGAGAGGAGACUUUUGCGCCUGUUAUGGGGUUGUAUAAAUUCGAAACUGAAGAGGAGGUUAUUGAGAGGGCGAAUGAUUGUGAUGUUGGAUUGGGGAGUUUCAUUAUUACGGAGAAUCAGGCGAGGAGUUGGAGGGUUGCUGAAGCACUUGAGGUUGGAAUGGUCGGAGUCAAUGUCGGUAUGCUGAGCGCGUGUGAGUCUCCGUUUGGUGGCGUGAAGGGGUCGGGGUUUGGCAGAGAGGGUGGCACGCAGGGGAUUAAUGAGUAUUUGGUCACCAAGGCUAUGCUUAUUAAUGUUGCAAGUGA